AUGAAGUCCGCCGUCGUCGCCAUCACCUGCCUCGCCGCCAUGGCCGCCGCUGUUCCCGGCGCCCCCGAGAAGUGCCAGCCUGCUACUUACUCUUGCACUGUCAACCCCGAGACCCACGCCCCUGGAUGGCAGGUCUGCAACACCAGCGGAGACUGGGUCUUCGCCGGUGAUUGCCCGCCUCAUACCGUCUGCAAGUUCCUCGAGGCCAACGGCAGCCCUUACUGCGUUCCCCCCAAGUACAGCAUUUCUUAA
Geosmithia morbida is the source of this 252-nucleotide messenger RNA. RefSeq lists its product as uncharacterized. The coding region runs from base 1 to 252 and encodes 83 amino acids. Lineage: Eukaryota; Fungi; Ascomycota; Sordariomycetes; Hypocreales; Bionectriaceae. The transcript is spliced from 2 exons. The record is from RefSeq and is a predicted model, not a curated record.